Molecule: messenger RNA, 741 nt
Organism: Sclerotinia sclerotiorum 1980 UF-70
Lineage: Eukaryota; Fungi; Ascomycota; Leotiomycetes; Helotiales; Sclerotiniaceae
Exons: 5
Coding region: 1-741 (246 amino acids)
Molecular function (GO): hydrolase activity
Source: RefSeq, a predicted model, not a curated record
AUGACACAACCAAGCACAGCCUGUUGCAAAGGUACUCCAGUUCCUCUGCAUGGACCGGAAUACAAGCUCACUGACGUGAGUGGACCUGAGAAUGCUACAUCUGCUAUUCUUCUGGUUUACGAUGUCUUUGGUUUUUGGACACAAACGCUUCUUGGUGCUGAUAUUCUCGCUGCCACGAAAACUUCAUCAUCCCCUAGUGGUAUAAAAGUAUUCGUGCCUGAUUUCUUUGGGCCCGGCAAUGAAGCUGAUAUUGCUUAUUGGCCUGCGGAUACAGAUGAGAAGUGGGAUUAUAUCUUGAAAGUAUUCAGGGAGCAAGCUGAAAAAGAGAAAAAUAUGAAAAAGCUAGAAGAGUUCAUGAAUGUUUUGAAAAAGAGAGAUGAGGUAAGGAAUGUGGAAAGUUGGGGGGUUGCGGGAUAUUGCUGGGGCGCAAAGAUAGUGACAUUAGCUUCGCGAGAAGGGACUAUCUUCAAGGCAGGAGCUCAAACACAUCCAUCAUUGGUAGACCCUGAGGAUGCCAAAUUGGUAACAAUUCCACAAAUUGUUUUACUUAGUAAGGAUGAGGAUAAAGAGCAAUGCAAAGCAUAUGAAAACAAUAUGAAGGUCGACAAGUACUUUGAAGCUUUCGAUGAUCAAGUGCAUGGUUGGAUGUCUUCAAAGGGAGACUUGGAGAAUCUAAGGACUCGUGAAGAGUACUAUCGUGGAUAUAAGUUAUGGAGUGACUUCUUUGCCAAUUAUCUAUGA